Messenger RNA from Fulvia fulva, 1332 nucleotides. RefSeq lists its product as uncharacterized. The record is from RefSeq and is a predicted model, not a curated record. The transcript has 2 exons. Bases 1 to 1332 code for a protein of 443 amino acids. NCBI's taxonomy places the organism in Eukaryota, Fungi, Ascomycota, Dothideomycetes, Mycosphaerellales, Mycosphaerellaceae.
AUGACUCGCAAGAUGGAGCCAAGACGUGAAGGCUCCGCGAUGAGCGCGGCAGGGCUGGAUGUGAAUGACUUGAGGUCGAUCAUGAAGCUUGAUAUUGCAGCUUCAAAUGAGCUACAAUCUCGGAUAGAGCAGUUGCGCCAAGAACUCAGAUCGGGAAGACGACCACCAGAGGAGAAGAUUGAGCUGUGCGACAUGGCGAAUAAAGAUAUGACCAGGGAUCUGAUCAGACGCAUCGAGCAGAUCGAAAGGCAGGGAAGACUAACGACAGGUGACCGAGAAAUGCUGCAAGCCUUCAGUUCGCGACUUGCCGUGUGUGAUAAGCAAGGAAUGGACAUCACAGAGUUGCGCGAUUGGAAACGGGAUGUGCAGAAAAGGGAGGCGCUUCCUCUUGGUGGAAAGCCGAGAACACCAGAGACUUCGCCCUGUCCGCCGGUCAGAGUCACAGAGCAUCUCCGAAGAGCACCAGAUAUGGGAGUACGAUCCACUAGUCCUGGACCAAUCCUCGAGAGGGUCGACAGCAGAGAUCGGAGGCCGGCGGCACCGCCUCGAGUGGGCAGCGACAGAACAUUUGGUAUGCCACCGUCACCGCGGCGUAGCGGCCAGCCAUACUUUCCUCCGCCACCUUCAUCACCACAUCGACCCAGUGCUAUCUUCGGGGCAUCGUCCUCUCCGUGGCAGAGUAGCGAGAGGGUUCCGCAGGUCGUACCGCCGCCGCCGCCACCGCCCACACCGUACGUUAGCAGCAAUACCAGAACGCCUUCGCCACGCUUCAGCAGCCAAGUACCAUACGGAACACCGCCGUCCAGCCGAGGAAGUGAGAAGACCGCUCCUACACCACCAGCAUCGAGACCUCGAAGCCAGUAUGAUGAUGCUCGAAGCUCUUCGGAUUCGCUACCGCCUCGCCGCAGCAUGGACGGUAGGUACUCUGCAGACCCGCCCUCAUCGGCGUCUUCGUUCCGCCGUCCUGUAUAUCAGCCGCCAACAGUUGCAGAGCCGCGAUUCGAGGCUUAUUACGACGCGAAUUUCGUAGACGGUGAUCUCGUGCUAGAGAAGUCGACAUGGCCGCUUCUGUAUCGCAUACUGGAUGUGGACCCGUCGACACCUCCGCGAAUCUUUGAGCACACCAUGAAGAGAUCUCUCGCCGACUUGAGCCUGAAGCACAACCCCGUGCAACGACCGAAUGACCCAGAAGCUCCAGUCCGAUGGGCGGCAAUCUGUAAGGCAUACGACACGCUCAUCGAUCCCGAACGCAGACGCGACUAUGACGGCCAUAGCGCAGAGCCUGGCAUAAACGAUGACUUUGCGCAGCUGAGCAUGGGUGGGUGGCGGUAG